AUGAGGCGGAUGCUGCACCACUGCAACACCGCCAUCCGCAGGACCCCUCGGGGUGAGAUUGUCUACGCGCCACACAUUGCAUUGGAGCUCGAGCUACAGCUCGAUGAGUGGUAUGGCUAUUUUCCAGAGCCUGUGCGCUUCCAGCACCUCGACGCCGAUACGAGCGAUUCCGCUUUUGGUUACUUGUCCGUAGAACCUCUGGGCAACUUUCUCCGUGCACAGUACUACUGUUGCAAGUUGUCGAUCUACUGGCCGGCCGUGUAUCAAAGCAUCCAAGAUAACACAGCCACGCCCGAGGUGCUCAAAGAUUGCCAAGGGUUCUUUGACGCGUAUAUUCAAGUGAUGCCGAACAUACGGAUAUGCAUUCGCAACUGCAUCGUCAACCGCUGGACGUUGUAUGCUAUCAUCUUCAUCAUUUCCAUGGCAUUUUGA
Emericellopsis cladophorae is the source of this 432-nucleotide messenger RNA. Its product is annotated as C6 transcription factor. The transcript has a single exon. The record is from RefSeq and is a predicted model, not a curated record. Lineage: Eukaryota; Fungi; Ascomycota; Sordariomycetes; Hypocreales; Bionectriaceae. The coding region runs from base 1 to 432 and encodes 143 amino acids.